CCAAUAUAUUGGUUGUUUGGGGGUAUAUACUCUGAAGUUCACGCAGGGCUACCGUUCCUGGACGAUAACGAUGUGGUUUUUUAACACCACCUGUAGCUGGUGCACUCUUACGCGCAGCUUUAGUAGCCAUUUGCUUCCGUAGCGCCUUCCCACCCGUACUUUUGCGAGCAGUUUGCAUCGUGCGUGCCAUGACUGUGAAGACACCUAUGAUCAGAUACCAGUGAUUAGCCUGACUAAAAUGUAAAUAUAUUUCCACAUCAAAACUCAAUGUCAAUCCGGCACAACUCAACAAUAAUAAGGAUAGGAGAACAUGUAGUUCAUCUAACGUCUAUCAGACUAUCUACAAGUCUGACUUGGUAAAUAAGCGAUCCUCACCCACACAUCAAUGUCCAACCAUUUUUGACAGAUGAAUAUCUCGCCCAUGCGACAAGUGAUGUAAAUUAACGAAAGUCUAACUAAACUUCUGAGAUGAUGGAGACUAUUCGUAGCCCACGAUAAGGGUAACGGAAGCAUUUUAUUCUCUGAGUUAGAUAGUUUAGUCAUGAAGUGUUCAUUAUCUUCCCGCAAACCAACAUAUUAUAUUUGUCUUUAAUGUGUGUUCUGGUGUUGUUCCGAAGGAUAGUGAAAGCUUCAUGAGCUUUUGGGUUCCGUUUGAAGAUCUCAUCACAUGCCAACCCACAAUGUAUGGUGAGAUAUUAGCUACUGCAUACUUCUCUUAAUAUCGUACCUAAAGAUCAGUCUAGUAAUGUUCAAGAAAAAUAAAAUACGUAAAACUCAAACUAAUAAAUCAGUGAACUCAUCCAUAUCAAAUUUAGCAGUUUGUAGUAAUGAAUCGAAAAUAAUAAAUAAUAGGAAACGUAUACGUGAUGGAACUCCUUUGUCUUCUGCAUCAUUUCAACCAAAUGCAAUACCGUUUACAACUAGUUCAUCAUUUAUUCCUACUAGUUCCACACUGUCCUCUUCAUUGUAUAUGGAAAACUUGUCAGUAAAGAUUUGGGAAUUAUAUGGUAGAACAAAACAAAGUCCUCUAAAAUAUAAAAAGAAAAUUUGUCUGCUUAAUGCUUUGCAUAUGGUUAUAUCAGGUGUGUUCGAAAAUGCUGGUUUGUAUAUUGUUGGCUCUUCAAUAAAUGGUUUCGGUUCAAAUCAAAGUGAUAUGGAUAUGUGUUUACUUGUAACAUCACGGGAUUUACAUCAGAAAAAUGAAGCUACAUUUAUACUGAGUCGACUUUUACAAUCUUUAAGAAAGUGUCGUUUCCUUCAUAAUUUCAGUUUAAUUCGUGCUAAAGUUCCAAUUAUAAAAUUUCGUGAUAAAUAUACCGGGAUUGAUUGUGAUUUAAAUGUAAAUAAUGUAAUUGGAUUAUAUAAUACACAUUUAUUAGCUAUGUAUGCAAAAGUUGAUUGGCGUGUUAGACCAUUGGGAAUUUUCAUUAAACAUUGGGCUCAAUGUAUGGAUAUCCAUGAUGCUCAACGUGGUCGUCUAUCCACUUAUUGUUUACUUUUAAUGCUUAUUCAUUAUCUUCAAACUGCUUGCAUUCCACCGGUCCUACCUAAUUUGCAAGAAAAAUUCCCAGAAUUAUUUAAUUAUACUAUACCACCAUAUGAAUUAGAUAUGAAUGGUCAAUUACCAUGGAAUGAAUUAAAAUCAACUAAUUUGAAUAAUUUAGGUGAAUUAUUUAAAGGAUUUAUUUAUUAUUAUACAAAUGAAUUUAAUUUUAAUAAAUGGGCUAUUACAAUACGUCAUAAUAGACCAUUCAUGAAAAAUAUAACUAUGAAACAAUUGACAAUUUAUGAACAAAAUUAUAUCAUGAAUAGAAAUUGUAAAAUUUUUAUUGAAGAACCAUUCUCUCAAACAAAUGCUGCACGUUCAAUACACUCUGAUAAUAUUGUAUCAUAUAUUAAACAAGCAUUUAUUAAAACAAAUGAAAUUCUAUCUAAUCAAUGUCCUUUAGAAUCAAUUAUGGAACUAGGAAUCAAUUGAUUUUGAUUGUUUAUUAUAAAGAAAAAAAUACCCAAAAAAAAUCGAUGAAGAAUGCUGAUGGGCGGUGUCUGUGCUCCUCCACGAGGGUUAACGGCAGUAAGUAAAUUAGUAUGUAAUAUACUAAACUUUGUAUUAUAUCUUUCUAUUAGUCUACAGACUGUCGUUGAUCAGGAACUAAUUCUUAUAGAACUCUUGUUUCUAUCUACUUUGCUUUGUAUAGAUAAAUUUUUCAAUUUUUUUUGGGGGGGAUUUUUAUCAAUGCAAGUUGGAUGGUAUUCAUUGAAUUCUUUCAUUGUCAUAUAUGAAAGAUUCUUUCAUUUGUAUUUCUUUAGUUUAUAUAGAAAAAGAUUGUACAUAUCUCUCUUUAUUCUGUUCAACUUGAUCAUUGAACUAAUAAGUUCACUUGUUUGUUUUAACUUAUUCAUUUCCGUAUUUUUUUUGUUGUGGCGCGAAUUCAAAUUUCUAAUAAUCGAUUAUUUUUCUCUAUCGAAUAAUCCACUGAUGAUAUUUAAAAUAAUAACAAUAAUAAAAACAAAUCAUUUAUG
This is a messenger RNA of Schistosoma rodhaini, 2523 nucleotides long. NCBI's taxonomy places the organism in Eukaryota, Metazoa, Platyhelminthes, Trematoda, Strigeidida, Schistosomatidae. The record is from the annotation of a GenBank genome assembly.